AUGCACGCCACUGCCUUCGCCAGUCGAAAGUCGCUGGCACUGCCUUGCGCAAAGGGUCGGAGCGGCCACGUUGGCUGCCAGGGCCGCCGCCGACAGCCCUGCGGCGCCGGCAGGGGCAGGCUGCCGGGGCAGGUGGUGGAGCCCAGCGCUGCGAAGAAGUGCGCGGCGCGGUCCCGGCGAAGGGGGCCAGGAGUCUCGGGUGCGCGGACGUGGGAGAACUUCAUCAACAGGGCCGCCCUCUCAGAACGAGAGGUCGGGGACGGCGCGGGGGAAAGUUCGCAGCCAAGUCCAGGGAGAAGAUGGAACACAGAGUCGGAAGGUGCCGACGCCAUGGAGGACGAGGACACCAGUGGUUUGCCUUGGGCCGGGUGCACAGAGUUAAGCUGGGUGAUACUGGCCACGCGGGCAGCCCGAGGUUGCGCUGAUGCGAACUGA
This is a messenger RNA of Prorocentrum cordatum, 435 nucleotides long. The record is from the annotation of a GenBank genome assembly. Lineage: Eukaryota; Dinophyceae; Prorocentrales; Prorocentraceae.